This is a messenger RNA of Pipistrellus nathusii (Nathusius's pipistrelle), 975 nucleotides long. The record is from the annotation of a GenBank genome assembly. NCBI's taxonomy places the organism in Eukaryota, Metazoa, Chordata, Mammalia, Chiroptera, Vespertilionidae.
AUGGACAGCCCCAGCAAUGCUACCAUGCCACGGGGUUUUCUCCUUCAGGGCUUCUCUGAGUUUCCACACCUGAGGCCUGUGCUCUUCCUGCUGCUACUGGCUGUGCACCUGGUCACCCUGAGUGGGAACCUGCUCAUCCUGGUGGCAGUGACCUACAUGCCCAGCCGGCCACCCAUGCUGCUUUUCCUAUGCCAGCUGUCAGCCAUUGAGCUUUGCUACACGCUGGUGGUGGUGCCCCGCUCCCUGGCUGACCUGGCUGCACCCUGCCUUGGCCUUGGCAGGGGCUGCCCCAUCUCUUUCCUGGGCUGCGCUGUUCAGAUGCAGAUGUUCGUGGCACUGGGUGGGGCCGAGUGCUUCCUGCUGGCCGCCAUGGCCUAUGACCGCUACAUGGCCAUCUGCCACCCGCUGCGUUAUGCGGCAGUGGUGACCCCGGGGCUGUGCGCGCGACUGGCCCUGGCCUGUUGCCUUGGGGGACUGACAGUGUCUGUGGGGCUCACGGUGGCGGUCUUCCACCUGCCUUUCUGUGGUUCCCACCUGCUGGUGCAUUUCUUCUGCGACAUCACAGCGCUGUUGCACCUGGCCUGCACGCAGAGCUACAUGGAUGAGCUGCCCCUGCUGGGUGCCUGCCUGGUGCUGCUGCUACUGCCCUUGGUACUCAUCUUGGCUUCCUAUGGUGCCAUCGCCACCGCCCUGCACCACCAGCACUCGCCUGGGGGCCGGCGCAAGGCUGCCUCUACCUGUGGCUCACACCUGGCUGUCACCUUUCUGCAUUAUGGCUGUGCCACCUUUAUGUAUGUGCGGCCUAAGGCCAGCUACUCCCCGCAGCGGGACCGCACACUGGCGCUCAUCUACACCAAUGUCACACCGCUGCUCUAUCCAUUCAUCUACAGCCUGCGCAACUGUGAGGUCAUGAUCGCCAUCCGCAGGGUGCUGGGGCGAUGGCAGCUGGGCCAACCACAGGGUCAAUCUGUAUGA